CCCGUGCCCAAAUGCGUGCUCGGUCACGUGUUCCGUAAUGCACGUUCAAGUGGACGUCCCGACUGCGUCAUUUGCGCGCCGCCUCGUUCCCGAUGCACUUCUUUUCCCGAAAGCCUAAAGAUAGAUGUUUCGAUUUCAGUCCCUGGAUGAAGACUGUACGUUGGAGGAAGAAGACGAGGGACUGAUAGAAGAGGAAGAUGAAAUUGAUCAGUUCAACGACGACACCUUCGGAGCUGGGGCCAUCGAUGACGACUGGCAGGAGGAACACAAACGCCUCGCUGAGCUCGAUGAGAGGGACGGGCUAGGAGCAGGGAUGGGAGGAGAAUCAGAUGGAGUAGCUGAGGACUCGUCCUCCGCCCAUCUCCCUUCCUCUGUGGGCCAUCUCCCCCUUCCACCUUCCUUCCCUUCACUCAAAUUCUCCCCGUCUUCCUCUGGACUGCCUCCACCAGAUGUUGAGGAUCGAGGAGGGGAAGGUGACUUGGCUGAGUCCCUGGCCAGACUCAUCCUGGAGGCCGACCCUGCCAUUGCUGGGGUCGGGGCGGCCGAGAGGCCCAGUCCAUCCCCCAGCUCUUCAGGAUCCAUCCUGUCUGCUCUGCAGGGGUUGGACCCGCCCAGAGUCCUGCCCCAGCCUUCGUCCAUCCCACAUCCCACUCAACCAUACCAGCAUCCCCAUCACCCCCAGCACCAGCUGCCUACUGGGCCCUCCACCUCAGGCCUUCCUCUUGGCCCUUCUCCCUCAUCCAUGCUCAGCUACCAACAGCAGCAGCACUUGCUGCGCAGAGGGACUGCUCCUAUGGGCCAGAUGAACUCUCACAGUAUCUGGGAGAACAGUAUGGGUUUUGGGCCAGUCAGUGUCACCCCCGGACUGGUUACACACAUGGAGGAUAGUCCACUAAUGUCUAUAAUCAAGGAGGUGGGCCUUCCUAAACGACCUCCUCAGGGUAGGAAUGAUGAAGGACGGGAUUUGUCAGAGAGGGUCCCACCUCCACGCUCUUCUUCCCCUGUGAUUGGCUCCCCUCCGGUGAGGGCAGUGCCUAUUGGGACCCCACCUAAACAGCCAAUGAGCCACACUCUGAAUCAUCAGAUCCACCAUCCCACAGCAGUUCAUGUGAGAGCCCCGGUCCAGCACAGAUAUCCUCCCCCUUUCCCAGAGCGUCUGUCACCCAACACCCUCCUCAAUAUAGCUAACUCUCCGCUGUGUCGCGGUCCGUUCCCUCCCGGAGUUGGUCCAGUCCUGUCUCAGAUUCAACGGGCCCAGUUGCUCAACUCUCAGGUGGCUGGUUUUCCCCAUGGCGGUCCAGCGCCUCCUUUGUUACCAGGUGGUGGUGGUUUCAGGCCAUUCUUCGGGGGCCCUCCUCCUCCACACGGACACCGAAUGGGCCCACCGCCCCCUCAUGGCCCCUCCAACCACACGCCACCCAUCCGGCACAACACCACCCACCUCCACCCCCAGCACCGCCGGAUGCUUACCCAGCGCAUGCAGAACCGAGGAGGGGACCGUGGCAGGACUGGAGGGGACCGGCGCAGCAGGGAUCCCUACAGUAACCUGAUGACUCAGAAAGAGAAGGAAUGGGUAACCAAGAUCCAGAUGAUGCAGCUGCAAAGUACUGACCCUUACCUGGAUGACUACUACUAUCAGAACUACUAUGAAAAGAUGGAGAAACGUCAGGAAAGAGAGAGAGACAGCAGCAAGAAGGAACACACCACCAAAUUGAUCACUCCACAGGUCGCCAAGGUUGAACACACCUACAGACCAGUUCAGUUUGCCGGCUCUCUGGGUAAGCUGACAGUCUCCAGCGUCAACAACCCCCGCAAGAUGAUUGAUGCUGUGGUGACCACUCGCACAGAUGAUGAGGAGAAAAGAGAGAAGCAGGUUUGGAAUAAGAGGCGUCAGAUCCUCUACACUGUGGAGAAGAUGUACAGUUUGCUGCUGGAGGUUCAAGAUUUUGAGAAACGUUUUGUCCAGGCGCCAGAGGAGGACAGGGAGGCUCUGCUGGAGCAGCAUAAAACCAACACCGUGCAGCUGUGCAAAUCUCUGAGGGAGAAGGAGUGGGAUGACAGAGUGAGUGAUGAGCAGUGUGUGAUGAUCAUGUCGGUGAGGAAGGGCAAGCGGCUUAUCUCCAGACUCCUCCCCUUCCUGUCUUCACCACAGGCCGCCGCCGUUGUCAUGGCGAUUGCCCGCAACCUUCCUGCCUUGGCCAAGAAGGACAAACAGGACCAGGUGCUGUGCUGGUUAGUGGAGCCGGUUUCUGCAGUGAUCCAGUCAUUGUCAAGCUCUGCCCUCACAGACUUGCUCCAGGAGCUUCAGGGCAACGAGGGCCAACUGGCCAUAGUACUGCACAACAAGUUUGGUGUGACACUGCUGUAUCUGAUCCUGAGUGAAGGGGAGAGGAUGCAAAGCGCCGACCCCAACUGUCAACUCAUGGACGACAAUCGAUGGACUGAGUUGGUGUUUUCAGUGACGAGGGAGUUGCUCAGCGUUCCUUCCUCAUCCCUCUCUCCACCCUUCUUCACCCCUCCCAACCUGCUCUCCCUCCUGUCACGAUACGUUGAUCGGCAGAGGCUGGAGCUGUUGCAGGACAAGCUACAGAUCUCUGCUUUGUCCAGGUAGAAGUUACAGACAUCAACACAACCCCCUCCCCACUCGAGGCAGACCUUUCUUUUUGUGUGUGUCAGAAGUGUGUGUGUGUCUGUGUGCGGUUCUUGAGGUGAAUCCAUGGUGGAUAAUUUUAUUCCAGCAGAAUCUCUAGUCACUUUUGUUUUUCUUUGGGUUUAGUCUCGUGUGUGUGUGUGUGUGUGUGUGUGUGUGUGUGUGUAUGUGUGUACACAACAGUGACACAGAGAGCGUAUGAGAGACGGACAGUCUGAAUGACGAUAAAAAUGAAAUCUGCAUUUUUAAAUAUCUUGUUUACGAUUAUACCUGUGAUGAACCUUCAAAUUAAAAGGCAUUUCUAUUAUAUAAAAA
This is a messenger RNA of Siniperca chuatsi (mandarin fish), 2965 nucleotides long. RefSeq names its product PAT1 homolog 1, processing body mRNA decay factor (gene patl1). The transcript has 20 exons. Gene Ontology annotation, molecular function: RNA binding. The coding region runs from base 125 to 2611 and encodes 828 amino acids. The record is from RefSeq and is a predicted model, not a curated record. Gene Ontology annotation, cellular component: P-body. Lineage: Eukaryota; Metazoa; Chordata; Actinopteri; Centrarchiformes; Sinipercidae. Gene Ontology annotation, biological process: deadenylation-dependent decapping of nuclear-transcribed mRNA; P-body assembly.